This is a messenger RNA of Trichoderma harzianum CBS 226.95, 1031 nucleotides long. RefSeq lists its product as hypothetical. The transcript has a single exon. Lineage: Eukaryota; Fungi; Ascomycota; Sordariomycetes; Hypocreales; Hypocreaceae. The coding region runs from base 144 to 683 and encodes 179 amino acids. The record is from RefSeq and is a predicted model, not a curated record.
CCAUUCGGGCUUCUAUUCGCUGUUCUAUCAUCAGCAGCUACAAGGCAUCUACUAACGUACAUGUACCUCAUCCAGGACGGACAAACUCCCCAACCCACCCCCUGUUCGGCUCUGCACAGACAUUGACCACUGUUUGUUUGUUUAUGUCUUUGCUCUUCUUUUCUUUCAUCCUUUCCUUUCAUCCUCGCCUCUGUUUGCUGCACUACAAAACAAAAUGGCUCGAGGGAUGCGCUUUUCAACGUUCCCUGCGUGUCGCCAUCGUUGCAAAUGGCAUAGCGCUGUCUAGCGCGCGGAGCUGCCCCAGAACCCCCUGGCCUGCCAAUAGCGCCAGCAUGUCGCCGCUUCAUUUUGCUGGUGAACACCAACAAAUUGCGAGGCGCGAUGCCACGAUCCACCAACGUCUGGUCCAGAGCCGGGGGCCCUCCAGUACCUGUACCUGGACGAAUCACUUGUGUGGGUGCGUAGGUACAGGUACUCGUACAGGCAUUUGCUCAACCCUGGCCGGGCUAGGCGGCACGUCAAUUCGUAUCCUCGCUUCCCCGUGCUCGACUCGUGGAGAGCAUCCAAGCCCAUCUCGACCAGUCAUUUCUUUGCAGCCAAGGUACUGGUACGUGCGCCCGCUGGCACCUGGACCUGUACUCGUACUGCAGGCACUGCGCUGGCCAGAGGUCUGGUCGCAUUGAAGUGGACGGAUGCUGCUCUCUAUCCAUUCAAUCGGCGCUCGUCCCUGGGUCUGUACCUGUACCUGUACCUCCACCCUUACCUGCUGGUACCUUGCAGCCUUGGUGCUUGUGCUACCGCACGCUUAGGGUCUGGUAGCGUUAGCAGACAGUUCGCCUGGGCUGGACUCAACCGCCUCCUCCCCUCUUCUGUUUGACAUCAAUCAAAUCUCUGAUCGACCGGCGACGGCCUCUGAGACUUCGUUUUUCCGUCUCUAUUUUUGUAUGCUGAAUCUGCGGCUGGUCGCGCGCUUGCACAUCCCUCGUUUUUCACUGUUGCCGUCGCCUGUGUCACACUCGACACGUCCGUUC